GAUGACCAGAGACUGCAGACACAGUACAGGAGAUGACCAGAGACUGCAGACAUAGUACAGGAGAUGACCAGAGACUGCGGACACAGUACAGGAGAUGACCAGAGACUGCAGACACAGUACAGGAGAUGACCAGAGACUGCAGACAUAGUACAGGAGAUGACCGGAGACUGCGGACACAGUACAGGAGAUGGUCAGAGACUGCAGACAUAGUACAGAUGACCAGAGACUGCGGACACAGUACAGGAGAUGACCAGAGACUGCAGACAGUACAGGAGAUGACCAGAGACUGCAGACACAGUACAGGAGAUGACCAGAGACUGCGGACA
Molecule: messenger RNA, 326 nt
Organism: Staurois parvus
Lineage: Eukaryota; Metazoa; Chordata; Amphibia; Anura; Ranidae
Source: the annotation of a GenBank genome assembly